Messenger RNA from Silurus meridionalis, 3999 nucleotides. RefSeq names its product sema domain, immunoglobulin domain (Ig), short basic domain, secreted, (semaphorin) 3E (gene sema3e). Lineage: Eukaryota; Metazoa; Chordata; Actinopteri; Siluriformes; Siluridae. Bases 633 to 2939 code for a protein of 768 amino acids. The transcript is spliced from 17 exons. Gene Ontology annotation, biological process: semaphorin-plexin signaling pathway; axon guidance; negative chemotaxis. Gene Ontology annotation, molecular function: chemorepellent activity; semaphorin receptor binding. The record is from RefSeq and is a predicted model, not a curated record.
AGGGCUUGGCUGGAGUCCAUGUUAGCAGCAGGGGAGUGGAGCAGUCAGUAGGGGAGGAACACCGAGUGGCACGUGGAGAGGCAGUAUUUCACUGAGCUGGAGGAGCUACAGAGCUGCGGAGGAGGAGAGAGAAAAAGAAAGAGGGAGAGAGUGAGAGAGAAGAGAAAAGGUGGAGGCAAAACACAAGGCUUCUUCUCCUUAGUAAGCAAGUGAGCAGUGCUCCAAAAUCAGCACAGCACCCUUGACUGACACACACUCGUGCGUACACACCCACACCCAGCACUUCUGAGGUUGUGGAAUGCGCCUGUUGUGGUGGAGACUGACAGGGCAGGCAGCCAGGGUUGAGUCACAGCACUGCGCUUUCUAUAGAGGAACGCCGGCUGCGCCCCUGGAAACACACACACACAUACACACACAAAGCUUUGCACAUUCAAAACACCACUGAAUGCUACGGACAUCACCCAGAUACCUCCACGCCCAAGGAUUAAUGCACAAGUGAUGCUCCAGUGACUGCAUGCAAACUGGAAGCACAACUAUCAUCUCUGCGCUGGAUGAUGGAUGCUCCUUGUCCUGGAUGGUAGGCAUUGAGGGACAUUUCUAUAGGAUUGUGUCUACGUUGUCUGAGUGUCAGGAUGGCUGCAGGGAUCUGGACCCUUGUACUUUUCGUGGCACUGUGCAAAGAGUCUUCUGUACGUGGAGCAAAGAAUAACUAUCCAAGAUUACGGCUGUCCCAUAAAGAGCUGUGGGAGAUGAACAGGACAUGGGUGUUCCAGGCAGCAGAAGGGAGUCUUCAGCACUACAGUAUGCUGCUGGAUGAGACUCAGGAGAGGCUGAUAAUUGGAGGGAAAGACACACUGUACUCUCUAAACUUGGACAGAGUCAGUGAACCUCAUAGAGAGAUUCACUGGGCCAGCUCUGAGGAGCAAGUAGAGGACUGCCUCAUGCAGGGCAGGGAGAAGCCGGAAUGUGCUAACUACAUCAAGAUAAUUCAGCCAUUUAACAACACUCACCUGCUAGUAUGUGGGACAGGAGCCUUCAGCCCCAUGUGCGCCUACAUCAGAGUCGGCCAUGGUGUACAGGAAGGAGUGUUUCAGUUGGAGUCGGAGCACAUUGAGAGCGGCAGAGGGAGAGCCCCGUUUCAUCCCAACAGCCCCACGACGUCCACAGUGUUCAGGGAUCAGCUGUUUGUAGGGCUGUACACUGAUUACUGGGAGAACGAUGCAGCGCUGUAUCGUCUCGGCAGUCACAGCUAUACCAGGACAGAAGUAGGAGACAGACAGCAGCUAAAUGAGCCCAAGUAUGUUGGUUCUGUGGUGAUCCCUGAUAAUGAUGACCCAUCUGAUGACAAAGUUUACUUCUUCUUCACCGAGAAAGUAUCCACCACAGAGGCAGGAAAUAAAGCUGUCUACAGCAGGGUGGCCCGUGUUUGUGCAAAUGAUCAGGGUGGCCAGAGGAUGCUGGUGAAUAAGUGGAGCUCUUUUCUCAAGGCCCGUUUGAUAUGCUCAGUGGCAGGACCCAAUGGCAUCGACACCCACUUUGAUGAGCUGGAGGAUAUCUUUGUGCUUAAGAAAAAAGAUGACAAGAAUCCUGGGAUCUUUGGUCUGUUCAGCACAACCAGUGCGGUUUUCAAAGGUUACGCAGUGUGUGAGUAUAACAUGGACGAGAUCCGAGCUGCGUUUAAUGGUCCGUUUGCACAUCGUGAGCACACUGACCACCACUGGGGUGUGUAUGAAGGGAAGGUUCCAUACCCUCGUCCAGGAUCUUGUGCCAGUAAGAUUAAUGGUGGUCAGUUCUCCAGUUCUAAGGGCUAUCCAGACGAGGUUCUGCGUUUCGUGCGUUCCCAUCCCCUCAUGUUCCAGCCAGUGCAGCCGGUCCACAAGAGGCCCCUUCUGCUGGACACAGAUGGCGAACGCAGACUCACCGAGAUCGCGGUAGACAGAGUGGAGGCAGAGGAUGGACAUUAUAAUGUCCUGUUCAUUGGGACAGAUGAUUCAGUCGUGUUAAAAUUGAUCACCAUUUUCAACAAAGAGUCCAACACAAUUGAAGAAGUGCUUCUGGAGGAGCUUCAAGUCUUCAAGAUUCCAGUGCCAAUUACAGAAAUCAUCAUAUCAAAUAAAAGGCAACACCUGUAUGUGGGCUCGGAGUUGGGAGUGACGCAGGUUCAAGUGCACCAAUGUGGCCUGUAUGGUUCAGCCUGUGCCGAUUGCUGCCUAGCCAGAGACCCAUACUGUGCCUGGGAUGGACACACCUGCUCCAGAUACAUACCUGCUGGCAUUUACACACACAAGAGGCGGUUCAGAAGGCAGGAUGUCCGUCACGGCAAUGCAGUGCAGCAGUGUAAUGGUCUCCCGCUGAAUGAGGCUCAGGUUGUAUCAGAGAAGUUAGUGUAUGGAGUGGAAAACAACAGCACUCUGCUGGAGUGUAGAGCUCGAUCUCUUCAGGCUUUACUCACAUGGUACAUUGUGAAAGGCACAGAUAAAGAAGAGAUAAAAGACAAUGAUCAUGUUAUUCAGACGCCUCAUGGCUUAUUGUUUCUGAAAACAAAGAAGUCUGAUACUGGUGUGUACCUGUGUCAGUCUGUAGAGCAUGGCUUUGUCCAGACCAUAGCCAGGGUGAUUCUGGAGGUGUUGGAAGAAAACACACUGGAGAAUCUGUUCCACAGAAGGGACUACGAUAACAGCGAGGACCAACUGCGUUCUCCACCAUGCCCCUUCCCAAGCCUCCCGUCUGCCCAUUCCUCCAGAAAGCUCUGGUAUAAAGAAUUCAUGCAGCUGAUUGGCUACAGUAACUUCCAGCGGGUGGAGCAGUACUGCGAGAGGGUGUGGUGCGCAUCUGACAGGAAGAGGAAGAAGCACAAGGGCACGCCAGCUAAAUGGCGGUAUUCCCAUGGCGGUGAGCGGCGUGGGAAGGCUCGGGCACCCAGACACACACGGGACUAGUUAAGAACCCAGUAUACCCUGAACUGAACAGACAGACCACAGGGGUUGAGUUCACACAUCCAGAUAAUAUCCAGGCUUAUUUUUGCGCGUUACUGUGUACUGAGUAAAAUGGAAAUUAAACCAAAUUAUGUUUGAGUUGUAGUAGUAUCAGCUAGGAAUGCUUUUCCAGACACUAUUAAAUGUUUGUGCCAUUCCUUGUCAAUGUAUUUUCCCACCUGAACCCAACCUGAAUGUGUGUGUCUGGAGAUUUGGUCCUCAGUGUUUGGUUUUGGAAUGUAGUAAAUAUUAGAAGGUGUAGAAUUGAUGUAUAUAUGUAACCGUGCUUUGGUGGUAAAGCUCAUUAUGAACAUUACAUUCAUAAGCUGCUGCUGAAUUUACAUACACAGGAACUUGUUUAGGUGACAUUUCGAACAGAAAAGCGAAAAGCAGUGACCCCACUGUUUUCUUGUCACACUCUGACAAACAUGGGCAUGCAGUGCUUCCAUUUACAGCGGCGUGUGCUCUCAUGUGAGAAGCAGCAGAAUAACUUUUCCUUGUUCAACAGCCAAAAAAAAAAAAGAUAGAUUCGAUAAGGAUUACGUCCUCCUGAAUAGGAUGACUCAUUACUCCGAAAAUAGUUAACACUGUUCAUUCUCAGACCUUCUGCGCACAAAGACAGGCAAACGUUUUCUGCACAUGCUUUAUGUAUUUAUCACUUGUAUUUUAUAUUAAAUUAUUGUAGUUGGUGUUUGGUAGUGGUUUUAGAUGUCCCCCUAUUAGUUUGAACUGGAGAUAUGUUGUUGCUUGUGUUUAGUGUGUAGACGUUUUCACUCACUGUGGAAUUUCCAUGUUCAAAACCCUGAUUAUACGAAUAUAAGAACAUACUGUUUCUCUUUGACCCACUGAAAUCGAAUACUAUUUCCAAAAGCAUCAUAAAUUAUAUUAGGAUUCCAUACUUGUAAAUGUAAAUGUAACUGUUUAGGAAUGGAGAUGAGUACCAACAGAGAAGUCCUUCUUUUUCAUGUAGGCUACUCUAAUAAAUGCCAUAAAACCAUUGUGACAUGCAACUUGUUAUACAUAA